Messenger RNA from Cygnus olor (mute swan), 1087 nucleotides. RefSeq lists its product as uncharacterized. The transcript has 3 exons. Bases 20 to 1087 code for a protein of 355 amino acids. Lineage: Eukaryota; Metazoa; Chordata; Aves; Anseriformes; Anatidae. The record is from RefSeq and is a predicted model, not a curated record.
GCCCCGAGCCUGUCCCCACAUGGAAGCCCUACGGAGGGCAGCAACCAUGUGGCUGCUGAGAGCUUUCGUCCUGGCAGCUGCUUUCUCUUGUGGCCCUGCACGAGCCUUGCAGCAAAGCCCGGUAUCCAUCACCAAGCCAGAAAGCAAAACGGUGCUCAUCACCUGCCACGUCUCCGUCCCCAACUUUGACAAAGCUUUCAUUCACUGGUACCGCAAGAAGCCUGGGGCAGCUCCCGAGCGCAUUGCCUACAUGGCAUCCAGGCUCUUCCUUGGGAACGAGGCCGAUGGGGGGAAAUUCAGCAUCGAGAAGGACCUGGACAAAUCUGUCUGCACCCUGACGGUGAGCAAAGUCACCCUGCAAGACGCUGCUACCUACUACUGCGCCAGGUGGGAUGCACAGCAGCAGAGAGCCAUAAGCAGCCUGCACAAAGACAUGCUUCGCUUCCUGGACCAGACCCUGAAAGUCCCAAAAACCUCAAGGAACGUGCCCACCCUGCCUCCCCAUCAGCCCCGAACCCAUCAAGCACACUUCGCAGGCAGCCAGGCACCAAAGGCGCUUCGGGGCUGUCGUAGGCAGUGCAGAUGCUCGCUGUGGCUCGUACCAGCAGAGAAGUCAUUUCACUUCAGCAACAAAAAGGGGAUUUCCCCAGGAGGGCAGCGUGUGGAGCAGCAGCAAGCGGCUCUCAUGCAUACGGCUCUGAGCAGGCGGCUGACAGUGCUCGUUGUAUUAUUUUCUCUCCUUCUGUUCGAUGGGCAAGCACAAGUGCUCCUGCAACAGCGUCAGCCAUCUCUCACCAAAAGGACAUCUAUGACUGCAGUGAUUGAUUGCAAAGUCGAGGGCAUAGAUAACUUCCAGGCUGCUUACAUCCAUUGGUACCGACAUAUACCCACCAGGGCUCCCGAACGACUUCUCUAUGUGACCCCAACAGCACAGAUUUCUUACGAGAAGGAUUCCUACAAGGACAAGUACCACUCUUCUAAAAGAGGCAAAAAUACCUGCACUCUAUCAGUCAAAGACAUACGUGAGGAUGAUGAAGGUACCUACUACUGUGCCUACUGGCAGUCUCACAGAGCGAGAAGAUCGUAG